GCCGUGGAUUCAGCGAUAUCAACUCGCGUCACUCGGUAAACAAAGCUUCGUCUCAACCGUUCAAAUAAAUCAACAUAUCGCACUAUAUACCAUAUGUCCUGCGAUAAUCGCGUUGGGUGGAUAUCAGUUGUGUAUUCUCGAUAUAGUGAGACAGAAUGACUUAAGCAACCAAGAACACUCCAUAAGCUAUGGCGUCUUUGUACGGAGUUUUGGGAAGUCUCGGUGUAUUCAUCCGAAGUUUUCUUGGACUAGAAGUACCAAAUGAUGCAGGAGAUUUGGCAAGAGCACCGGAUGAAGGUCAUCUCAUUGAUAAUGCGAAUGUCCUCAAUAUACAUGGUAAUGUGGGGAAAAUUAACAUCACAAACGGCGUUCAAGGAUACACUGGAGAGACAUAUACAGAUGACUCAAGAGCCGACGAUGCGACAGUUGCAAAAUGGCUGGAAGAAGCCAAUGCCAAAACAAUGGCGGAAGUACAGAAUGACGUGACCGUUCUUUUCCCGUUUUUGGCAGAACCUAAAAUUCAGGAAACUCCACAGCUUGUAGAAUUUGACUAUUAUCACGGAUGUGGAUCACUUAUUAAACCCGAGUACACCCCAGAUAUGAGCUUCGGUACAAAAACUCCUCGACAGAUUAUUGGUCAUCAAGUUUUGCUAGAAAAAAUUCAUUCUGGUGUAGGAUGCGAAAACACGCGACACGUAAUGUUGCUAGGAUCCGCUGGUGCGGGUAAAACCACUCUCGUGAAGCGUUACGCAAAAAUUGUUCUCUCGAACCAAGUAGGAAGAUUGAAAGACGUAAAACUUGUCAUAUACAUGGAAUUCAAAAAUCUAUGCUCCGAUGAAAGAAUCACGCCACGUGAAGUUUUUAUGGAUCAUCUUUUUCCGCACCUGGAUGACCAUGAAAAAAGGGCUGCGUUUAACUGGAUGAAAAAGAAUUCAAAAUACAUACUCUUUGCAAUAGAUGGAUUCGACCAAGCUACAUGGAGCCUUGGGGGUUAUCAUCAACGUAUAGGAUAUGAAAGCCGAGCAGAAAUGGCCACAAUAAUAUACAACCUCUUCAAUGGGCAUUUGUUUCCUAAUGCAUGGUUACUUACUUCAUCUCGAGAUCAUGCGAUACAGGAACUGGAAGGAAGUAUUCGACCAAACAAAACUAUUCAGUUGGCAGGAUUAUCCAAACAAUCGGUUGAAAAUCUCGUCAAGGAAUACGGUGGUCCAAAAGGAGACUUAAUUUGGCAAACACUCUCGUCAAUGAAAUCAGGCAUACUUUCAUUCUGCACCAUACCGGUAUUCCUUGUUUUUGCAACUUCGGCGAUUUAUGAACAAGACGAAGCUUCUUUUCGUACAGACACAUUCUCUGGAAUUAUGCUGAAAGUUCUACUCAACCUCAUUCAUUCCCAACAUGCCUAUAAGAGCAACACAAUAAGCAUACUAAGAAAAUUACAGCGGAUGGCAUUCAAAGGCAUGCGCGCGGGGAAAGUGUUAUUCCGCAUCAAUGAUCUGGAAAAAGUUGCAUUGAGAUACGAAGACGUUCAGGAUCUAGUAGUCACAGUUCCCUCUCAAUCCAAGAGCAAAAUAUCACAUAGAUUCGUCGAAGGCAGCAAUGUUAUAUUCUUCUGUCACCAGUCUGUGCAAGAAACGCUGGCAGCACUGCACGUGUGUCAAAUGGGUCCACAAGCAUUUGAAGAAUUUGUCCAUCAUGAUAUGAACAAACCACGUUGGUCAAUUGUUCGUUUACUAGUUUUCGGUUCAAUUUUGCAUCCAGAAACGUCGGCACUCCGACAAGAAAUAUGCGCAGAGAAUGAAGGCCUGUGUGCGUAUGCAGCGCGCCAGAGACGAGAUGUUUUGUUAAAAAAUUUACAAAGCACCAAAACCGUUGAUUUAAAUAUGCUGGCGGUUUUGCAUGAAGCCGGCGAAGGUGCUAACGAGGCUAUUGAAACAUGUGUUGGCAACAUAAACCUCAAUUCUGUUCCACUUACUCUGAGCAAUAUGCACCUUCUAGCAUCCGUUACCCUUCGUCGCUUAGUCAUUCAAGAAUUAAGUUUUCAUGAUUGCGGACUCCACACAGAGCUAUUGGACAAUCUGAUGACAGCUUUGCUGGGAUCUCAGAUAAAGAUCUACAAACUAGACAUGGGUGGCAACGAAUUUUUAACAAAAUCUGGUUUUCGUUCGCUGGGUACAAUUUUAAAACAAUGUUGCGUUGAAUAUCUCAGUCUGGAAGAUUGCAAUUUGAACGCAGAAAAAAUCCAAGCAAUUGUUGAACAAAUGAGUGAUAAAGGAGAAGCAUUGGUUUCGCUAAACGUUUGUUGGAAUCAACACAUGGAUUUUAAAGGGUACGUUGAACUCGGCAACUUCAUUAAAAAGUGCAAAGUGACAAGCAUAUUUAUGCGCCGAUGUGAUAUGGUAGCAAGAGAGCUAGUCGGACUGGCUUUGUCAUUAAAGGAUUCAGGGUGUGUGCUCAAAGUACUAGAUGUCAGUGAAAACUAUACGUUGGAUGCGGAUUGCUGCAGAACUGUUGGAGAGAUUGUAAGCAGACACCAUGUUCAUGCGUUACUAAUGGACGACUGUGGUUUGACUUGGAAAGAAGCACACGGAUUGGAAAGGUCACUCACACGCAAUCGAGCACAGCUCAACAUUUUAAAACUGAACGUCAACAAAGCUCUUGAUUAUCGUGCUUUAUCUUCUGUUGGAACAAUUCUUACGAUAUCCCGCGUUCGAGAAUUACAUCUCAGACAUUGCGAACUCACUCCUGCUGAUUUGCAAGGACUCUUACGGUCCAUGAAUAUUGGUGACCAAAAACUUGUUAUACUGGACAUUGGAUGGAAUUGGUCACUUGGUGAGGAAGGAUGUCGCAUUAUUGGCGAAAUACUUUCUAAAGCCAGAGUGGAACAUCUUGUUAUGGAUAACUGCGAAAUUUCGUCACGUCAGUUACGUGCUUUCCGACAGGCAAUUCAGUACAGAUACACAGAGAUGAAGACGUUGGAUCUUUCAUACAAUCGAUUGCGCCGAGAACAUAUAAACGAAUUUCUAUGCUUCCUUGACAAGAUUGCGGACAAAUUAAAACUAAGCGCAUGCAAAGUUGAAGAUGGUGAUUGGCACACCUUUGCCGAUAUUUUGUCUUCGACAAAUGAGGAUCUUGAUAUUGACUGGAGUCAAGACGGUAUGUAACAAAAUUGAAUAUAGCUAUGCAUUGCUGACAAAAUAUAACCACGUGUUCCAGGAUCUGCGUGGACUAAAUAACCGACAAGAAGACACGAUCAGCGAAGCUGAAUAGUCCUAGUCCAUUCAGUGCAUGCGAUCCGUGUGUUUGCACGAUCUUCAAAUUUGAAUACAUUUUCUGCUCCACCAUCUCAGAUUCUGAUGCAAUAUUUUAUUGUUUUUUUUUGUUCGUUUUAUCAUUACUCGAUUUUGCAAAAUAUAUCAAAAUUUUCUUAUAAACGGUGCACCCUGAUGGCUUACCAGGAGCAAGUUCUUAGCUUUAACGGUGCUCAAAACUGAGUUACCGUAGCUUUUGAAUUCGUAGACGAGCAAAGCUAUUUUUCUUCUUGAAGAGGCUACACUGUGUGGUCUUGAAACGUUUGUGAAAUUGUGUUGAAACUUGGAUUGCAAUACAUAAUA
Molecule: messenger RNA, 3611 nt
Organism: Styela clava
Lineage: Eukaryota; Metazoa; Chordata; Ascidiacea; Stolidobranchia; Styelidae
Product: NACHT, LRR and PYD domains-containing protein 14-like
Cellular component (GO): cytoplasm
Source: RefSeq, a predicted model, not a curated record